GCACGCGCCGGCUACAAGUUGCUUGAGCAUGCGCGGUUGUGUAAAAGAAGGAUUCAAAUAAACUCUAAAGACGAGGAUACGUUAUAUCUCCUUCUGUGCCUCUACUGGACAGAUCAGCUCAGCAGGAAGCCUCAUGCCAAUGCAAGUCUAUGGAGUGGGGUGUGGUGAGCAGGAGCUGAGGAGACGAGCACAAAGAGAUGCUACACAGCUACAGCUAGGAAGUUUAUAGGUCAGCACAAGUGCUCCAUUCACAAAAGUUCAGACUUCUUCAUUACAAGCGGAGGAACAACUGAAUACAAUGUUCUAAUCCCCCAGUGAAGAAGAAACUGUAAUCUCAAAUGUAUGUUUCCUGUAAAUAUCACUUAAAGUUCCUUCAGAUUUCAAACUUGGAGAAUUUAGAAAAUCGGAAUGAACACAUGACAUUCACAUAAUUGCAAAGAGCUUGAAGAUUGGAUCUCAUGUCUUUAUCUGGGGAAAUUGGUGAAUAUUUCCUAAUACAUAAUAUCCAAGUCUUAGUAUGGGCUUAUUUACAUUAUGAAGAUGGAAGGUGGUGGACUGAAGGUUCAGAGGCGGCCACCAGUAAGGAAAAGAAGUCUUCCUUCGGCAUAUAGUUGUUACACACCAGUUGGGAAGAAGCCAAGUGGAAGAGAGGAAAUGAAGAUAACAUCUGAAUCUCAUAACUUGGCUGAUUGUCCUAAAGCGAUGAAUACAUUGUGUUCUGACCAACAGGACUAUGGCAGCGAUGACGACAUGUUUGGAGAAUAUGACAGCUUUGCCGAGGACCCAUCCUUACUAGCCCAGAUAAAUUAUUUAGAGGAGAAGUGUACACGGGAGACUGCAGGCACUUUACCUGUUCUUACUCUGAAACCAGAACACUCUGAUCGGUUUGUGACUCCGGUCAAGCCCUCUAAGUCCACUGCUCCAGAAGAAGAGUUACCAAACCAAUCAAAGCUAAAUGUAGUACUUACAGGAGGAGAUCAUGACUCGAAACCUCUAACUGAGGACUUCUUUGAUGAUCUUCCUUGUUCACAGCUUUUCUAUGAAGAUGUUAAACAAAAUUCUAGUGCUGCAAAUGCUGAACAAAAGCUUAAUGUGAGCAGCAUUGAUCAAGUAGGUGUUUCAUACACAUCCAUUGCCUCUCAUACAAAUCGAAAAGAUGGGAAAAGGAAAAGUCUGCGGGACAGUCUCAAGAGCACAUUGGCUGGGAAUGCUAAAGUACAUACAGCGCAAAUCUCGAGGACUAUGCAAAUUAAAGAAACUGUUAUUAUGGAGGAACUUAAUGUUGCACAAAAGACUAUGGAAACCUCUUCUGAAAUUGACUUGGGUCCAUUUUAUGGUUUACCUAGCAAAGUCGCUGAUCUUAUUGAACAGUAUAGAGGCAUCAAGAAACUUUAUGACUGGCAGCAUACGUGCCUAACUUUGGAAUCCUUACGGCAGAGGAAGAACUUGAUUUAUUCCCUACCAACAAGUGGUGGCAAAACUCUUGUUGCAGAAAUUGUAAUACUUCAGGAACUUCUGUGCAGGAAAAAAGAUGUACUGAUGAUCUUACCAUAUGUGGCCAUUGUGCAGGAGAAGGUUCGUGGCUUGUCCAGUUUUGGAGUGGAGCUAGAGUUUUUGAUAGAGGAGUACGCUGGCAGUAAAGGAAGAUUUCCUCCAAUAAAAAGAAGAACGAAAAAAGCUCUGUACAUUGCAACCAUUGAAAAAGGUCACAGUCUUGUUAACUCCUUGAUUGAAACGGAGCGAAUUAGUGAUCUGGGCCUUGUAGUUGUUGAUGAGUUGCAUAUGCUCAGUGAGGGGAAUCGAGGUGCAAUUUUAGAAAUGACUCUUGCUAAGAUAAUGUACACAAGUGAAACCACACAGAUCAUUGGCAUGAGUGCAACAUUAAACAAUGUUGAUGAGCUACAACAAUUCCUUAAGGCAGAUUAUUAUACAGAUAACUUCAGACCCGUUGAAUUAAAGGAGUAUGUAAAAUUAAGAGACAGUAUAUAUGAAGUUGACAAUAAAGCAGAAAACAACUUCACAUUAUCACGGGUUCUAAACUACAAGUAUUCAAGUAACAUGCUUAGAAUAGAUCCGGAUCACAUCAUUGCUUUGGUGACUGAGGUCAUUCCAAGUUAUUCCUGUUUGGUCUUCUGCCCUACCAAAAAGAACUGUGAAAAUGUUGCAGAAAUGAUUUGCAAAUACCUCAAUAAGGCUUACUUGAGUCACAGAGAAGAAGAAAAGAAGGCUCUAGUUGAAGACUUGAAGAAUGCAGGAAAUGGAACCAUGUGCCCAGUUUUGAAGAGGACUAUUCCUUUCGGUAUUGCUUACCAUCACAGUGGACUGACUAGCGAUGAGAGGAAAAUGGUAGAAGAAGCGUAUUCUUUAGGAGUCCUGUGUCUCCUUACUUGCACGUCUACGUUAGCAGCCGGGGUCAAUUUACCUGCCAGAAGGGUCAUUUUGCGAGCACCUUAUGUAGCUAAGGAUUUCCUCAAGAGGGCCCAAUAUAAACAGAUGGUUGGCCGGGCUGGUCGAGCUGGUAUUGACAGUGCAGGGGAAAGUAUUCUUAUCCUACAGGAAAAAGACAAAGACCUGGCCAGAGAACUGGUUAGUAAACCACCAGAGAACUGUUACAGCAAUCUCAUGCAUGACUGUGGAAAAGGUUUACAAAGUUUGCUGCUUUCAUUAAUUGGGCUGAAGAUUGCAAAAACAGCAGAAGAGAUCUAUCAGUUUGGAUCGUAUACGUUAUUCAGUGUCCAACAUAAACAUCUGAGCAAAGAAAAGUCAUUAUGGGAUAUAAUAAAAGAAUCUUUGGAGUAUCUUUCAAGCAAAGGUCUUGUGUGCACUAAACAGUGCUCCGAAACAGAACAACUUAUGUUUGAGGUGUCAAGGCUGGGUCAAGCAACUUACAAAGGGUCGAUUGAUUUAUCCUACUGUGACGUGCUAUAUAGUGAUCUGAGAAAAGGGCUGGAAGGACUAGUACUUCAGAGCCAUCUUCAUCUUCUCUACCUUGUGACUCCUUAUGACAUGGUUACUCAGUACAGCCCAGACUGGAUGAUUUACUUCAGGCAGUUUAAUCUGCUUGACCCUGUGGAUCAGAAAGUGGCUGGAAGUGUAGGUGUACCAGAAAGUUUUCUCGCAAGAAAGGUAUCGGGGCAGAGUGUGAAGAAGAGUGCAGAGGAGCGAGUGGUGAAUCGGCUUUAUCUAUCCUUCAUUCUGCAUUUCCUAACAAAAGAGUUGGAUAUAUGGACAGUGUCUACAAAAUUCAAUAUGCCGCGAGGGUUUAUUCAGAAUCUUCUGAGCUCGGCUGCUUCUUUCUCUUCUUGCGUACUGCAUUUCUGUGAGGAACUGGAUGAAUUCUGGGCCUUUAAAGCUCUGCUUCUGGAAGUUACCAAGAAACUUAGUUAUUGUGUGAAAUCAGAGCUAAUACCCCUGAUGGAAGUGGCUGGUGUUUUGGAGGCCAGAGCCAGGCAACUUUACAAUGCAGGUUACACUACUCUUGGUCAUUUGGCCAAUGCUGAUCCACAAAUGAUGGUAAAAACCAUAGAACAUUUGUCAAAACGUCAGGCAAAUCAAAUAAUCAGCUCAGCCAAGAUGUUACUGAAUGAGAAGGCGGAAGCUCUACAAGAAGAGGUAGAAGAGCUGCUUCGUCUUCCAACUGAUGUCCCAGCUCUAAUCAUGGAAACAGCAAGCACUAAAUGAAUGGAUCUGCCUGGUCUCCUACAUAACCCUAUCUGAGGGAAGCGUAGAAUAGAGGGGGAUGCUGGGUUUCAUUUUUUUCAAAUUGAUAAUUUUAUGCAAAAACUGUAUAAAUGCUACAAGAAAGUUCUGGGCCGCCAUCUUUUCCGGUAUGGGCAUGUAUAAGAGGGAGAGCUGUGAAUUGCUGAGUGCGGGCGAGAUGAACGGAAGUCAGACUUUCUCUAGGAGUCCUGCCAGCAUUUUUAUAGCUUUUAGAUGAAAUUAGUUAAUUAAAUCAUAGAAAACUACAUACCCCUGAACUUGGCAUUUCCUUCUCUAUCCUAUAUUUGCCCCCAUACAGGGUAGCAUAGGAAAACUGACAGAUCCACUAAAAAAAUGUCAAGUAGAGACAAUUUAAUUGCAUACUAGAGAAAUGUAAUGCAUAUGAACUGUAAAAAUGUACUUUAUUUUUUAACAAUUUGUGUAUUUCUAUUUGUCCUGCACUUUUUUGUACUACAUGCAAUUUGUUGGUUAGCAAGAAAUGACUGUGGUGAACUAUUAUUUGAAACUAUUGGCAAAAUCAAUGGAGUCAUAAGUUGCUGUACGUUUAAGGCAACCUGUCCCCAGCAACCUAUCCAUCUGUUGCCACUUUUAAUUAAUAUGCAAAUUAGGCCCUUAGUGCAAUUAGGGCAUCAGUAUUGCUCUUGAUGCACCCAAGCUCCACUCCUU
Molecule: messenger RNA, 4386 nt
Organism: Bufo gargarizans (Asiatic toad)
Lineage: Eukaryota; Metazoa; Chordata; Amphibia; Anura; Bufonidae
Gene: HELQ
Product: helicase, POLQ like
Exons: 20
Coding region: 535-3681 (1048 amino acids)
Molecular function (GO): nucleic acid binding; ATP binding
Source: RefSeq, a predicted model, not a curated record